This is a messenger RNA of Dalotia coriaria, 669 nucleotides long. RefSeq names its product histidine-rich protein PFHRP-II-like. The record is from RefSeq and is a predicted model, not a curated record. Lineage: Eukaryota; Metazoa; Arthropoda; Insecta; Coleoptera; Staphylinidae. The transcript is spliced from 2 exons. Bases 105 to 608 code for a protein of 167 amino acids.
UAUGUCUUGUAGAGCAUAUUUUUCAUAUAAAUAGAGCAGGAAUAUUUCGUUAGAUCACAGUUGAAUUUUAGCUGCAGUCUAAACAACAACCAAACAAACUCACCAUGAAAUUCCUCAUUGCUUUCGCCGCCGUCUUGGCCGUCUCCGCUGCUGUUUACGUAGCCCCAGCUUAUCAUGGAGUAGCCGCCUAUGGUGCCUACACCCCAGCUGCCUACCAUGGUGCCUACGCCACCCCAUAUGCUGGUAUCUACGGUGCCCACCAUCUGUAUAAACGUGGAAUCUACGCUGCUCCAGUUGCUGCUUACCAUGGUGCCUAUGCCCAUGCUGGUUAUGCCCACCAUGCUUAUGCUACUCCAUACGCUGGUGUCUAUGGAGCUCACCAUCUUUACAAGCGUGGAGUGAUCGCCGCCCCAGUCGCCUAUGGUGCUUAUGCUCAUGGUGCCUAUGCCCAUCAUGGUUAUGCCCAUUCCGCAUACGCUACCCCAUAUGCCUUCGGUGCCCACCAUCUGUACAAACGUGGAAUCUACGCUGCUCCUUUGGCUUACCAUGGUGCCUCUGUUGCCCACACCGCCUACAACACCCCAUUCGUCCCACGUUACUACUAUUAAAUGAUUAUGACUAUUAAAUGUUACCGACAAGAUUGUAUAGAUUAAAAUAAAUAAAUAAAAA